Molecule: messenger RNA, 864 nt
Organism: Penicillium antarcticum
Lineage: Eukaryota; Fungi; Ascomycota; Eurotiomycetes; Eurotiales; Aspergillaceae
Product: LYR motif-containing protein
Exons: 3
Coding region: 1-864 (287 amino acids)
Source: RefSeq, a predicted model, not a curated record
AUGCAUAAGGUAUUGGUGCCAAGUCAUUCUAGUGCUCAUCGCUUUGCUUGUUUUGCGCUCUAUCGAGCGCUUCUCCGGCAAUGUCCUGCAACCAAUACUACAUCAUGGCAGGGUGAGAGCAGGUCUCUUGUGAAAAAAAAAUUUCGACGAUUCCAAAAAUUACAGAGCCCUUCUCAGACAACCAAUGCACUGAAGGCAGGCUAUGAGGCUCUAGAUCUCUUAUCCUCUGCAUCUGGGGGCAAUCGCCGCGAUACACAUCAGAUAACAACUCUUCUUGCUCAACACAAGUCACAAAAAGAAAAACAUGCCGCAAUGCAAAGGAAGUCUGGGUCCGUAAAGCCUGUCAAACCCUUGUCGGACAAGAAGGCUCGAAAGGCAGAGUCAAUCCGCUAUCAGCAAGAGACUGCACGACGGCAUCCAAAUGCUACACCAGUUCUAUCCCGUCCUCGGCCGCUGGGGUCCCUCGGGGACAAAAUACGGAAAGUCCCAGUCCUCGUGAAUGCGCGCGGAAUCCCACUCCUGCGCUUCAAGAAGCCACAACCGAGAAACCUUAGCGACACACUACGCAAAAAGUUACAUAACCGCUGGGUCUGGAUUAUGCGUCGGGAGAGGCUACAACUCGAUAUACUGUUCGCCAAAGACGAAGACGAAUGGGACCGCAUGACCCAGACCAGAGAGCGAUCUACCUGGGUUCAGCCUGUUCAAGAGUCUCUAGACGAUGUCUGUGACAAGGUCAUACGUUGGGAUAUGAAGAACAAAGAGAAUGCAGAGAGUAUGUGGCGCGUCGUGUUGGCCGAAAGAGCUUUGGCCGAAGAAGAAGCAAGGCAAAGACAGGAAGCAAUUCAAAAUCAGCCAAAGCACUGA